GAUAGUUACUAUUCUGAAAUAAUCAGCACAACGUAACAUGUCAACUGCUCGUAAAUUGAGCUUCAGUAGAAUCAAAACAGCACUCGUGGUGUGUGUAUAAGACAUCUAAAGCCUUAAAUUGCCCUAAACCUCUGCCAAACAUUAAACCAUUUAAUUUAAAGCUAGUCAUUGAACUGGAACUAUUAUUACACACAGUGAGACCUCACAUUAUCUUGCCGUAGGAGUUGUUGUUUAUGAAAGAAUCUAACUAAUUUGGGGAUUAAACUCACUCACAAACAAAUAACAGCAACUCUGUAAUUUAAGAGAUAAUCAUGGGUAUUAUCUCAGGACAGCGAUUGGGAACACAUAUAAAGCUAGGUGUUAGUGCAGGUAAAAUGGCAACAGUGAGGACACAUCUGACUGGCAAAGAUGGAGCGGAUUAUCCUCAUAUGCAUGGUAUCCACCUGCCUCUCCGUCGUACAUGCUCAGAAGUUUUUUUUCAACCCAAAAUGGGGCCCCAGAGGCUAUAAAGAGCAUGAAGAGCAUGGAGAUGGGACGGCAAUGGAUGAAAUUAUUAAAGCUAAUGAGUUCCAAGCCUCACGAAUCAUAGACGGCACUACCAGUCUCAGAGAGGGAGACAUCGCCGUGUCUUCUGGAAGGCGCUCCAAAGUCUGCUUUGCACGCACCUGCCUCUGGUCUAAGUCUGUGGAUGGACAUGUCUACAUUGCAUACAGAAUGUCACCUGAAUACUCUGAGAUGGAGACAAAGAUGAUAAAGAAAGGAAUGGAGAACAUAGAGAAAGAUACCUGUGUGCGGUUUGUUCCCCGGACUCACCAGCGAGACUACAUCGACAUCCAGCAAAAGUCCGGGUGUUGGUCCUACCUUGGUUCACGUGGUGGAAGACAGACUGUGUCUCUCCAGAGCCCCAGCUGCUUCAGAAUUGGAGUGAUUUCCCACGAGUUCAUGCAUGCCCUGGGCUUUGUGCAUGAGCAGUCGCGCUUCGACCGGGACAACUAUGUCACCAUCAUGUGGCCAAACAUUUGGAGGGAUCGCUUGAGGAACUUUGAGAAAUUCAAGACCGACAAUUUGAACCUACCAUAUGACUAUGGCUCAAUCCUGCACUUUGGGAUGUAUGCCUACUCUCAGGAUGGGGAGCCAACCAUCGUUCCUAAGAACAGCAAAGACAUAAAGUUGGGCCAAGCAUCGUCUCUCAGCCACAUUGAUAAGCUGAAAAUCAACAGGCUUUAUAAGUGUGGUUGGUACCAAAUAUCCUGAAAUAACAUACAGUGACAAAGACGAGUACUGAAACUGAACUGAGGUGAAACAGGAGUGUUCUCAAAGCGAAUCCAACAAAAUGAUAUUAAAUCAUGGAAACAGUUACAAUAAAGAUUGAUUCAAGCUUUCUACCGGUA
Thunnus maccoyii (southern bluefin tuna) is the source of this 1391-nucleotide messenger RNA. It is a transcript of the gene hce2l2, whose product is annotated as hatching enzyme 1.2. The transcript is spliced from 9 exons. Gene Ontology annotation, molecular function: zinc ion binding; metalloendopeptidase activity. Gene Ontology annotation, biological process: proteolysis. NCBI's taxonomy places the organism in Eukaryota, Metazoa, Chordata, Actinopteri, Scombriformes, Scombridae. The record is from RefSeq and is a predicted model, not a curated record. The coding region runs from base 409 to 1254 and encodes 281 amino acids.